CGCAGCAGUCAAACGGGACAGCACGACAGUACCUCGCGCUCGCAUGGCUGCAGUCACUCUGCGACCCACCAUCGGAAGCAGCGGGGCCGCGCGUGUUUUUCUUUUCUUCGUCGCAAGUUUAUUACAAGCAACACUAUAUUGCGCUUUGUGCAGUGCAGAAGUUACAGCGUACCUGGAACAGAAGUUACCCCCCCCCCCCUUUUCAAUCGAUGGUGUUUGCUUAGUGUAAAGUGUGCGCAAUGAUUGAAUGUGAGCAGCCGAACAUCACCGACACCGUGGUGAUAGAUCAUGAAGAGUUUCUCGAUCGCAUCAAGAAAACGCUGUACUACGGCUCGUCCAAGGUACGGUGCACCAAGAUUAGCCGCCCGCUGGCCGACUACGCGGCGGACGUGUUUUCCGAAACCCACCGCGGCCAUUCCCUCAGUCGACUGAACUUUGCGACUGUGGGCAACCUGUCCGUGACGCCAUGCUCGCUCAUCCUGGCGAUGAUCUAUCUCGAUCGGUUGAACGCCACCGAUCCGACCUUUGUACGUCGCGUAACGCCGUCGGAAUUAUUUAUAGUGUCGAUGAUGGUCUCCACUAAAUUUUACUGCGGUUACGACGAAGACAUCUAUCUAAGUGCCUGGGCAGAGUAUGGAAACAUGACACCGGAUCAGAUGAAAGCGUUGGAAUUGGAAUUCUUGGACGCAAUGAAUUGGAAUGCCUACGUUUCCAAGCACGAUUUCUUCGAGAAGCUGAAAGCGGUCGAAAAGGUGCUGGCGAAACGGCAGGGCCUCACACGCGGCUGGCUAACGUACACCGAGCUUAUCAACUUUCUACCCUCAUUUGCGAUGGCGAAGCAGCUGAUCCACUACAGCACCGUGCUCGCGCUGAGCUACACCGCCAGCGUGAUGACCAUUGCCGGAGCCUUCCUGUUAGCUAGCAAUCUUCAUCUCCCGGGCAACCUACUGUACCGCGGUUCAUCGACCAGUCUCGAGGGCAGCAGCAGCAGCAGCAGCAACCCGCUGUCGUCACCACAGCCAACGGGGGUCGACAGUCGGCUCGAUCAUGCGACGGUCGAUGACACAAACACACUCGAAGACUGCAUCUCGAAUGGCACGCUUGCCGCAUCGCAGAUAAAAACAGCACUGAAAGACUGCGAGGUUGCUUUUGCUGCCGGACAUGAGCAGCAGCAGCAGCACCAACAUCACCACCACCAUCACCACCAACAACAGCAGCUGCACAAUCCUAGUUGGCACAGUAGUACAAACGAACAUCACGAAGCGACCGUUUUCUCACUACCCUACCGCUAUCGCAACAUACGCUUCAUUUUCGAUCCUGCCGGUGGUAACAAUUUCGUGCAGCAGAUUGAUUUCCUUCGCUCCGAGCAGGAAGGGAACGAGUCGGACCGGGCACCGAGCGACGGCGGAUCGAACAACGAUCGCUCGCUGGAACUUCGCCACGCUGGAUCUCUAAAUUGUUCGUACGAUUGCUUCAUUCCACUGAUGGGCGGCAGUGGGCGAUGGUGUGCGGAGGGCAGCGCUGAGCAGCAGCACGACAACUAUGACGGUAUCUACAAACAUUACAAGAAAACGUACGACAUGUUCAGUUCGCUGCUGAAGUUUCUCUAACGUAUACCCCCUCCCCGCCCCCGGCGUCAAACACUGACCGCAGUAGGAUAGACGACUAAUAACAAAACAUGGCAUUCGUUUCGUUUAAAGGAACUUAAAAUCAUGAAAUCAAUGAAUUGUGCAAUUGCAAACCCCAAAAACCCCAACAAAAAAGCGUACCUUUCGUUCCAUUCCUCGAGUUUUAAAGCUAACAUUAUUUCAAAAACAGGACUAAUGAUAUAUGUUAUUUACAUUGAAUAUGUGUACUGUAAAUUGUGACAAUUCUCCAUUUGUUUUAGUUUAAAAAUCCGUUUAAUGCUUUUGCAAUAAAUUUUAUUAUUGGACCACAAUACAUACAGAAAGGCGCGCGUGUGUGUGUGAAAUAUACAUCUAAAAGGUCCGAAAAAAAGAACGAAAAUCGGAAGAGGUUACAGGGCUACGCAAUUUUCGCGAAUCGCGUAAUAUUCAACGAUCCCCUUUACUGUAAAGAGUAAGCCGAAAACAAUGGUAUCGAAACUCAAUUAAAAUGAGUUACUUAUGACAAGCCCUUAAGCGACCUAAAACCAACACUAAACCCAUACUGGUCCUGACACCAAUACAUUACCUUUUCUGGUUCGAGAACUGCACAUGACCUAAUGCCUGCAGGACUGGCACCUAUGAACCUAUGCAAGUCCAGGGCUCGACACUGAGUCCCAAACCGAACCCAGGAAGCGAUGCUGAUCAUACCGGUCCUCGAACUGUUCAUGUACCCAUACCUGCCCAGGAAUCUAUCAUGAACACUUACUGGUCGUGGAGCCUAUCAUGACUCCAUACCGGUCCUGGAACCUAAUAUUAACUUAUUUUAUCUUUUUUUUUUGCAUAACAACAGCUGUCAGUCAAGGCCUACCUCUGUACCCACUAAUGAAGUGGGCUUCGCUCCACAGCAGGAUAGUCAGUCCUGUACGUAUGGGGGUAUAGUCUAUCCGGUAGUGAUGGGUAAAGUUGGCAAAAAUCCGGAGUCGACUCCAAUAAAUUCAGAAUCGACUCGGGAAGGUAGAGUUCGCCCUGCAUUAUUCGGAGUAGUCCGGAGUCGUCCGGAGUCGUUCGGAGUCGGUCUUCGGAACAAAGGCCUGUAUACGAGGUGCACGCGCAAAGGGAAAGACACAACGAAACGAAAUGACUGAUCACAAGUACAUUACAGGGUUUCCCACGAUUUAUUGGUUGGUACCCAUCAAUUUUUAAUGGAUUCCCAUAUUUUAUUCGUGCGUUCCCACGAUUUUUUGGUCGUUUCCCAGAAUUGUUUGGUCCAAUUGUAUUGAUAUCCAAUCGGAAAAUACCAAAAAAUUAUGGGAACGAACCAAAAAUCUAUGGGAUACGACCAUAAAAUCGUGGGAACGCACCAAAAAAUCAUGGGAACUGACCAAUACAUCGUGGGAAACCCUGUAAACCACACUACUCGACUUCGAUCGACUCUGGACUAAUGUUGGGUUUCAUGAAUCUUUCGUUGAGAUUCAUUCAUACGAAUCUUCAGUGAUGAGUGAUUCGAAUCUCAGGUUGAAUCUUCAAAGAUUCACAAAUCUUCAAAGAUUCUUGAAUCUAAAAGAUUCAUAAAUCCAUUCAAAUUCAUAUAUCUCCAGGGAUUUAUGCAUCUUAAUGAAUUCUUUAUCCUUGAGAUUCAUUAAUCUUUCGAGAUAUAAAAAUCUUUUGAGAUACAUGAAUCUUUCCGGUCGAGAUUCUGAUUCAUUGAAUCAUUCCAAACAUUCAUUCAGAUUCAUGCAUCUGAAUCAAAUUGACCCAACACUAUUCUAGACGACGCCGAAUGACUCCGAUCCCGAUCGACUCCGGCCGGCCCCGGACGACUCAGGACGACUCCGACUCCGGGCGGAACUAGUGGUUCCAUUUUGCCCGAGUAGGAAUCGGACUCGGAAAGCAUAUCACUACUAUUUAUGGGCUUGAACCCAUGACGGGCAUGUUUGUUAAGUCGUGCGAGUUGACGACUGUACCACCAGACCGCGCCAUUUUCAACUUAUACCGGUCCUGAAACUGAUACUUAAUGCAUACCGGACUUGGAAACUGACACUGACCCCACACCGGUCCUCAAAACUACUCAUGAAUCCGUAUCGGUCCUAGAAUUGAAAGUAAACCCAUAAAGGACCUGGAACUGAUGGUGAACUUGGAAUCGAUCAUGAACCCAUACUGAUCCAGGUAUAGCUCCCAACAUCAGUUAUUUCCAAGACUGGUACCUGGAACUUUUCCGGAUUCGGAUUCGAAAUGAUAUUUGGACCAGAUUCGGGUAUGUAUCCGAUACAAUUCGUACGAAAUUUAGUAGAAGAAUUUGUAUAGCGAUAAUCAUCAAAAAAAAAAAAAAAAACAACAACAACAAUUGUCCAUAAAAACCAAUAUCACAGAAACGACAGAAUCGCCAAAUCGUAAGGUUGAAUAUGAUAAUGAAUUUACUGUUUAUUUUGGUACACAUUUCGGUUUUCAAUAUUUGCUAGUUUCUCUAUUGCUGUUCGUCGAUUGUUGUAUUGUUUUAUCGCAUUUGUCGUGUUCGUGUAUGCGCAUGCAAUCGAGUGUCGAGGACACCAGAGAGAGCGAUACAGAGAGAGUGUGUAUUAGUAGUAGUAUUUUUAAUACUAUAAUAUCCUACUAUAUAUUCAUAUAUUAUUCGGUGUGCGUGUAUGCGAGACUGUGUUGUGAUCUCAUUGUUUUGUUUUGAUUUGAGCAUCGGUUUGACCAUCGUUCCCCCUCGCUGAACUCUGCUAACUGGAAGAUCUAGCUGAAAGCAUUACAUACUUCACAAGCAAUCGCUCUCUUGGAGAUGGAAAUACGGUAUUAGAACGGGAUUAUUUUCUAGACUAUACUUGUUUUCAUUCAACACACUAGGCUCCGCGAUUCCGGUUCCUGGCGCAGUUUACAGCAUAAUUCAAAAAUUGUCAAUUUGUUUUGCUUGCUAUAAUAGCUAGAAUACAGCGUGUGUGUGUGUCUGUGUGUUACGUUAUGUAUGCUGCAAAUGCAUUGUGCAUCAUGGUGUGGUUUAUUAGGUUAAGUCCCCCUUAAUUUGUUUGGGGCAGGAUGUCCCCCUUCAUACGCUAUAUAAGUUAAUCGACAGUACGUAGUAGUAGGUUGAAAGACGACGUAGGGACAACAGUAUCCAGGUGGCGCUGUGUGGCUAGAAAAUUGACCCAUUAUGCUUAGGUACUGUGAAGGUGGCUGCACUUGCCCAACCCCCUUCUUUUAGUAGUUAGUUAGUUAGUGGUAGCUGCCCAUUUUUUUGACUGCUUGCUUGCUUGCCGACGAAAGGCCAGCCAGAAGGAGGAAGGAUGAUAGAAAAAUAGUUUCAUUUUCUUAAGCAAUUCAACGAUAUACUAUAGAUUUUUGUUUUUGUUUUCUUCUUCUCCCUCUUCUUCUUCGAAUAAUUAGUAGAUAGGUAAAGGUGUAAGGCCGAGGUGUAGGUUUUGGGGAAGUAGAAAUAUCAUGUUUAGAAUAUUAUUGUGCUUAACAUGGAGGGAUUUACAUGGAGCAUUUGGGGGGCGCGUCGCCUUUUUCGACAGCUCCUUCUUUUGCUUAGUCAAAAAUAUCUGCGCGCCGAAUAGGGAAUGUGUGUGUGUGUGUGGAAGAACUUGGUUCCGAAUCGUUUUGUUUCGUAAGGUGUUUUUUUUUUUGUU
This is a messenger RNA of Anopheles coluzzii, 5236 nucleotides long. Its product is annotated as protein CNPPD1. Gene Ontology annotation, cellular component: nucleus; cyclin-dependent protein kinase holoenzyme complex. The record is from RefSeq and is a predicted model, not a curated record. Gene Ontology annotation, biological process: regulation of cyclin-dependent protein serine/threonine kinase activity. The transcript has 4 exons. Gene Ontology annotation, molecular function: protein kinase binding; cyclin-dependent protein serine/threonine kinase regulator activity. Bases 240 to 1610 code for a protein of 456 amino acids. NCBI's taxonomy places the organism in Eukaryota, Metazoa, Arthropoda, Insecta, Diptera, Culicidae.